AUGAACCUGGUGAAAUUCACACAGUACUUUAACUUACACCUGCAUGACUAUAUUCUUAACUCCCUCCGUGCAGCUGCUCGUGGCCUCAGUGAUGAACAGAAAGCGUUUCAGAAGAUGACCUUUGACUUCGCAGCAAAUGAAAGGUUUCCACACAUGGCUGAUUGGGAUGAAAAGGAAAUCUUCCCGGUGGAAACCAUGGGUAAGGCUGCCCAGCUGGGUUUUGGGGGGGGAUCUAUGGACAGCCGGAGGUGGGGGGGAUCUGGCCUGUCUCGUCUGGACACCUCGCUCAUCUUUGAGACCUUAUCGACAGGCUGUGUUAGCACCACAGCCUACCUCAGCAUUCACAACAUGUGUAACUGGAUGAUUGACACCUUUGGCAACACUGAGCAGAGGGAGAAGUACUGCCCUGAGCUUUGUACGAUGGACAAGUUUGCCUCUUAUUGUCUCACUGAGCCAGGCAGUGGCAGUGAUGCUGCUUCGUUACUCACUAAUGCAAAGUUGGAAGGAGACCAUUAUGUCCUCAAUGGGUCCAAGGCCUUCAUCAGUGGAGGAGGAGACACAUACAUAGUAAUGUGUCGGACAAGAGGGAAAGGUCCUAAGGGGAUCUCCUGUGUGGUGGUGGAGAAAGACACUCCAGGAAUCAGCUUUAGUAACAAGGAGAAGAAGGUGGGAUGGAACUCUCAGCCAACCAGAGCAGUGAUCUUAGAGGACACAUGUGUGAGUGUUGAUGAGGACAAGACUGGAGAUCAUGCUGAUUGA
Molecule: messenger RNA, 759 nt
Organism: Oncorhynchus masou masou (cherry salmon)
Lineage: Eukaryota; Metazoa; Chordata; Actinopteri; Salmoniformes; Salmonidae
Product: isobutyryl-CoA dehydrogenase, mitochondrial-like
Exons: 7
Coding region: 1-759 (252 amino acids)
Cellular component (GO): mitochondrion
Molecular function (GO): flavin adenine dinucleotide binding; acyl-CoA dehydrogenase activity
Source: RefSeq, a predicted model, not a curated record